AUGAUACAACAACCAGACCUUCAAGGUGAAGAAGAAGAUGAAUCAAAUUCCAAGUUUAUCAAAGACAUUAAAUCCCUUGCUACCACAAAUAGUUCUAUUAUUAUGGAGCCUGAUCCAUUUGAUUUAGAAAACAGCCAAAUGGUUUCAAGUGAAGUUGGUAUUGACCAACUAUUGAAAUUAAAAGAGGAUGCAAUCGAUCAAUUUGUAAUGAUUAAUGCCAGUUUAGAUUUGGUUCAUGAUACUUCAUUUUAUGAUGGAGUGAUUAGUAUCAAGCCUGUUGCAAUUUACAAUAAGUAUUUGGGAUAUGAAACUGUUUUAGAGCCCACCAAACAUACGGUGACCUAUUACAAAGGAUAUAUUCCAAAGGGUCAUUGGGUUUCAUCUAUUAUUCAUGCGUCUGACAAUGUCAAUCAAGUCACCAACAAAUUCAAGUAUAAUGGGGAAGAAAUUCCAAAUGAAACUCAAGUUCAAAAGAUAGUAGACCUAAAGGAAGCUGGAACCUACAUGUUUUUCCAAACACUCAUCAAGUAUGGAGUAAGACAGGUGAUAGAUGGAACACUAUCCGGGUUUAUCGUUGUAACGGUCUACAGAGACGAUGUCUUUGCCACACCCAUUGACAAGGUUAAAUAUGAACCUCCCAAUUACUAUGAAUGUCUCAAUUAUCUUCACGGAAAAGGGAUUAGUCGUUGGAAUGAACUCUAA
Molecule: messenger RNA, 702 nt
Organism: Cavenderia fasciculata
Lineage: Eukaryota; Evosea; Eumycetozoa; Acytosteliales; Cavenderiaceae
Exons: 2
Coding region: 1-702 (233 amino acids)
Biological process (GO): regulation of aggregate size involved in sorocarp development
Source: RefSeq, a predicted model, not a curated record